Cuculus canorus (common cuckoo) is the source of this 2448-nucleotide messenger RNA. RefSeq names its product armadillo repeat containing 5 (gene ARMC5). Gene Ontology annotation, biological process: anatomical structure morphogenesis. Gene Ontology annotation, molecular function: protein binding. The transcript is spliced from 7 exons. The record is from RefSeq and is a predicted model, not a curated record. NCBI's taxonomy places the organism in Eukaryota, Metazoa, Chordata, Aves, Cuculiformes, Cuculidae. The annotation marks the transcript as partial. Gene Ontology annotation, cellular component: cytosol.
GCCAUGCAUUGGAGGCCCCCGCCGCUAUGGAGAGGCCGGGCGCGUUCCUAGAGCGGCGUCGCCACCAUGGAGGCGCGGGGCGGAGCGGGCUCUCCUUCUUCCGGCCGCCCUUCUCCCAUGGCGGAGCCGCUGGGUUGGUGCGUGCAGGCGGUACGGGCGGCGGCGGAGCCCGCGCUCUCCCGGGCGCUUCUGGCGCUACGGAGCCGCCACACGCGGAGGGCGGGAGGCGUCGCUCGGUUCCGGGAACGGGGAGGCCUCGCCCCGCUGCUGGAGCUGCUCGGCCCGCAGAGGCCCCGCCGGACCCUCGACCUGGCGCUCAGCGUCCUCGGCAACUGCUGCACCGAACGAGGCUCCCGACGGGCCGUCCGCAGGUUGGGGGGAAUCCAGAGGCUCGUGGCGCUGCUCUCGUCCCCCGGCCCCGAGAGUGUCCUCAACCGCGCGGCGCGGACCAUCGCCAACCUCGCGCUCGAACCCGACGGUGCCCGUGACGUCCUCGAGGCCGGCGCCGUUCCGUUGCUGAUCUCCCUCUCGGCUUCGUGUUCGACUCCCGAGUGCCUCCACAGCUCUUCCCGCGCCCUCCGCAUUUUGGCCUCGUCUUCUCCCUCGCACCGCCGCGCUCUGUGCCGCGCCGGCGCCGCUCGCGCCGUAGCCUCGCGCCUCGCCGCCCUCCCUCCCUCGCACCCGGCCUGCCCCGCCGUCGCCUCCGCCCUCCGCGGCCUCACCGACGGCGACGCCGCCGACGCCGACGACAUCGUUCCGGCUCUCCCCGUCCUCACCGCCCUCGCCCUUCACGCCAAACGCGACCGACGCCAACCGGCCUUGGCCGCCAUCGCCAACGCCUGCUCCCGCGCCGCCCUCCGCCCGGCCUUGGGCGCCGCCGGCGCCGUCGAAGCCGUCACCGAAGAGGUCAAACGCGCUUUGGCGUCGCCCAACGCCGCCGCCGGUGCCGCCGUAGCCGUCAGGGCGCUGUGCCUGCUGUGCCGCGAGGCGGUGAACCGCGCCCGCGUGCGAGCGGCGGGCGGUUUGGCCCUUUUGCCGCGGCUUUUGGCGGUGCCGGCGUGGCGGUACCGCGUCCUGGUGGCCUUGGCCGCCUUCGCCUACGACCAAGAGGCGUUGGCGGCGUUGGAGGAGCGCGGCGUCGUCCCUUUGCUCGCCGACGUCCUCCGCGCUCGCGCCGACGAGGAGAGGGACGACAAUGGCGGCGGCGACGGCGACGAAGAAGACGAAGAGGCCGCGUCCUUCGAUCUCCCCCGGGACGACGGCGACGCCGCGACGCGAGACGGAGCAGCCGCUGGGAGCCUCCGGGGGCUCAAUUUCUCCUUCUCAGGUCUUGGCUCCUCUCCUCUUCGUCUUCGCCGCCUUCUUCUCCUCCUUUCGCUGCCACCGCCUCUCCUCCGUCGCCGCCGUCCCCUCCGCGCCGCCGCCGCCGCCGUUUGCCGGCGUUGCGGGCGUUGGCGUUGCCUCGAGGGGUGGGCGAAGGCGAUCCUCGGCUCCCCGAAACGCCGGCGUUGCUGCUCUUGGGUCGCUUGGCCGCCCGCGAUGAGCCGUGCCGCGCUCUGGCCGCCGCCGCUGUCGUCACCCGCGCUCCUCCGCUACCUCACCGGCGUCCGCUCGCCGGCUCCUCGCGCCGCUCGCCUCCUUCACCGCUUGGCCGCGCACCCGGCGCUGCUCGGAGGCCUCGUACGGGGUUACGUCCCUUCCCUCAUCCGAGCGUGGCUCGUGCUCGGCGUCGAUCCCAACGACCACGGAUUCGCCACCGCCGCCCCCGGGCCGCGGCGACAGCGCUUACGGGAACUCGGGGAGGCGCUGCUGAGGACUUUGGGGGGCGCCGCGGGGACCCCCUUUGGUCUGGGGCUGCUGACGAGGGGGCUGCGUUGUGGGGACCCCCCCGUACGCUUGGCCUGCGCCACCGCCCUCCCGCUGCUCGCCAGGUGCGCGGGGGCGCGGGCGCUGCUGGGGGCGUCGCUGGCGCUGUUGGUGGCGGCGGUGAGCGGCGGCUCCGCGGGGGGAGAGGCACCGCCGGGAUUCGCCCUCUACGCCGCCGACGCCAUCGGCAUCCUCCGGAAACAACAGGCGUUUGGGGACACCGCGGAGGACCUUUGGGGACAGACGGACGUCCGCCGGGAGCCGCGGGGACAGACGGACGCCCCCGACGUCCCUUUGGGUCCCUCGAGGAGAACGGUGGCACAAAGUCCUCUGCGUCCGUUGUCCCCAAAGCCACCGAAGCGCCGCCGGCUCUGCUCCGCAGGGACAUCUCCUCCACCUUCGUGGUGGCCCCACGUGGGCCCAGCGGCCCCGGUGACCCCUGGAGAGCCGUCCAGGGGACAGCGGACCUUCUCCCAACCAUCUCUGAGCUCUUCUGAACCACCCGAGACCUUCUCCGAACCAUCUCGGACCUUCUCCGAACCACCCGAGACCUUCUCCGAACCAUCUCGGACCUUCUCCGAA